ACAAAAAUAGAUACCAAAGAAUCUUCCCUCUUCUCUUCACUUUCAUUUUCCCAUUCUUUAAUUAUUACAUCAUUUAUCAUUUAUUAUAUAUAUAUAUAUAUAUUUUUUUUUUUAUAUUACUAUAACUAGAUCAAACAUACAGAGAAACAUAACAAAACGUUAACACAUAGGAAGAGGAGAUAGAGAAUGAGAGCAAUAAAUUCGCAUGUUGUCUUAAUUGAUCUUCACUGCACCUCAUGGCAAAGGAACAACAACCUUAACAAUAAACAACUGUUUUCUUCAUUUCAUCGUUCAUCAUCUUCAUCAAGAAGACUCAAUAAAGCGAUUCAAUCUUCCAAAUCAUCUUCUUCAGCUUCUCCUCAAAUCCGACGACCCUCCGAUCGUUACCCAAUCAGAAAUGGAUCCUCACCGUCGAAUUUGCAACCCGAAACCACCGCAGAGCUUGAUAUGUUUCUGGAACUUCUUCCUUUGGAGAUGAGGAUGGAAUUGUAUCGUCACCAAGAGAUUGGUGGACUCAUUGAAGUUGUUAUGGAUUUAGGUAGAAAGCCUCUUGCUAGAUUCCCUUCUGGUGAUUGGGUCAUUUCUCAACGACCCAUUAACCAUGAUGAUUUACGCCACGCCAUUUCUAAGGUUGGUGAGUUUUCAGAUGACAACCGAUCUGGUAUUGAUAGCUCUUUGCAUCGUAUAAGUGCAAUUCGGAACCGUCAGAUGCAAAUUAUUGGCCUUACUUGUCGUGUUGGUCGAGCGGUGAGUGGCAGUGCUAAAAUUAUACAUGAUCUGGUUGAGGGAGGAGGUUCUAUAUUGGUCAUUGGACCUCCUGGUGUUGGUAAAACUACCUUAAUCAGAGAGACUGCUAGGAUGCUGGCAGAUGAGUUCCUGAAGCGCGUAGUAAUAGUGGAUACAUCCAAUGAAAUUGGAGGUGACGGAGAUGUUCCUCAUGCAGGCAUAGGCAGGGCGAGGAGGAUGCAAGUUCCAAAUGUUAAUAUGCAGCAUAGUAUUAUGAUUGAAGCAGUUGAAAAUCAUAUGCCUGAAACCAUUAUAAUUGAUGAAAUUGGAACAGAACUUGAAGCAUUAGCAGCAAGUACCAUUGCUCAAAGAGGAGUUCAAUUGGUUGGAACGGCACAUGGAACAACCAUUGAAAGCAUAAUGAAGAAUCCUUAUCUUCAGAUCCUUGUUGGUGGUAUAGAGAGUGUAACUCUCGGGGAUGAGGAAGCCAGGAAAAGGAAAGUGCAAAAGACAAUUCUAGAAAGGAAAGGACCACCUACAUUUACAUGUGCUGUUGAGAUGAUAUCCAAAACUGAAUGUCGUGUUCAUCAUAGGUUAGAUGCAACUGUGGAUGCUCUUUUGGCAGGAAAACCUCCAGUAUUUGAAGUCCGUCAUUGGGAUGAUUUUUCCAAUGAUUUGGUGAAGCAUGCUCCAAUACCUGAGAUAAGCCAUGAAGAAACAUCGGAUUUAAAUUUAACUAACACUAAUAUCACAAGUUCUGACAGAGAGUAUGACGAGGAUGAUACAUACUACUAUCCCACUCGAUCCAUGAAAUGGAGUGAUAAUAGUGGAUCUGUGAUCAAGAGGAGUUCACCAAUGCAAGUGUACACCUGCAAGAUUCUUGAAGCUGAUCUAGUACAAGUAGCAAAAGUGAUGGGGUUUGAAGAUUUAAUAGAAGUAACUGAUGACAUUGGAACUGCUGAUGCAAUUCUUGCAUCCGGUUCUGAGUUACGACAGAAUUCAUGGAUCCGUGGUGUUGCGAAAUUCCACCAGUUACCUGUAUUUGUUCUCAAGUCCAAUACCAUGGCAAAAAUGGUAAAGGCAGUAAAAAUGAUCCUCGGGCUAGAACCCUUUGGCUCCACGAUGAAGAAGCCAUCAAAUGACUCUCCAGAUAUUGAAAUUGACGAUGACGAACCAAAGCACAAACCAUCGCUGGAAGAGAUUGACGCCUUAGAGGAGGUUCGGCUAGCGAUAGAGUACAUAGUGAUUCCUGGUGGAGAGGCUGUGGAACUUCUUCCAAGACGUUCUGAAAUUAUUGACCGGCAGAUUGAACUUGUGCAAAGCUAUCAGUUGGCUGCUGAAAAGUCAGGUACAGAUCAAAACACCAGGUUGCAGAUUCUUCCCUUGAGGCUAAGUACCAAAAGAUCCUCCAAGUCUAGUUCUGUUUCCCGCAAGAAAAGAAGUUCUACCUCAGAAAAAUCUGCUGGUAGUGAUGGCGGCAAUGGUACCACUGUCACUAGGCUUCCUAUUUUACCUGAAUGAUUCAAAAUUUUCUCCCAUCCUAACAUAUUUCCCUUCAUUGGUUUGUACAUGUAUGUAUGUAAUAACAUGUACAGUCGUGUAUGUGGUGUAAAACUGUAAAUAAUUUAUUUAUAGUAUUUUGUUCAUCCACAGAAAAUACAAAGAUUUCAUUCCUGGAAUGUAGUUCGAUAUUUAAUUUUUUAUAAA
This is a messenger RNA of Medicago truncatula (barrel medic), 2433 nucleotides long. RefSeq names its product protein SEEDLING PLASTID DEVELOPMENT 1. Bases 187 to 2247 code for a protein of 686 amino acids. Gene Ontology annotation, molecular function: ATP hydrolysis activity. NCBI's taxonomy places the organism in Eukaryota, Viridiplantae, Streptophyta, Magnoliopsida, Fabales, Fabaceae. The record is from RefSeq and is a predicted model, not a curated record. The transcript is spliced from 9 exons.